This is a messenger RNA of Saccostrea cuccullata (small rock oyster), 735 nucleotides long. RefSeq lists its product as uncharacterized. Lineage: Eukaryota; Metazoa; Mollusca; Bivalvia; Ostreida; Ostreidae. Gene Ontology annotation, molecular function: protein binding. The transcript is spliced from 3 exons. The record is from RefSeq and is a predicted model, not a curated record. The coding region runs from base 1 to 735 and encodes 244 amino acids.
AUGAACGUGGAUGUUAAGGUAGUCGUCCGUAUGGUGUCAGAACAAGGGUUUGUUGAAGGACUUCGCUUCAUAAUAAAGGAACGAGGUACAGAAUGUCUUAAUCUCGGAAAAGAUCACGACGUGUUUCAUGUUGCAUGCAAAGCUGAACAAAUAGAGGUUGUAAAGUUUUUGCUAGCCCUGGAGGAAUUUGAGAAUACUACAUUACUUAACAGUGAAUUUUGGGGCGGUUUAUCCAAAUUGUCUGAGGCAAAUAUAAUCGAAAUUAUAAGUGAAUUACUGGUAUGUGGAAAAUUUGACAUAAAUAAAACAACGGUACCACCACAAGGCGUUUCUCUACUUUUUCAUGCAAUUGAAAAUAAUAGGAAGCUAUUAGCAGAUUAUCUCAUUCAACAGGGAGCCGAUGUUUCAUUUGUUGGUAGAAGUGGUUUGCUAGGAACUAUCAGUUGUACUUGCCUCUCAGCAAUACAAAUGCCAUCUGUUCUUCCGGAUGUACUGAAAAGAGGUGGAAAUGCUAAUGAUGUGUACGAUAAAAACGGACAGUCAAUUCUGAUGCUGGCAUUUGAAAAUUACGCUGACCGAAGAACGAUUGAAGAACUUGUACGUGCCGGAGCAAAUUUAACCUGGAGAGAUAACUCUGGAAAAACAACCCUUUCCAUGUUAAAAUCACUAGAUCAGUUCUAUGGUGUUUUGGAUGCAGGCGUCCAACUAAAUUCAUCUUUACGAGUAAAAAUAUAA